Molecule: messenger RNA, 516 nt
Organism: Benincasa hispida (wax gourd)
Lineage: Eukaryota; Viridiplantae; Streptophyta; Magnoliopsida; Cucurbitales; Cucurbitaceae
Source: RefSeq, a predicted model, not a curated record
AUGACUGGAUGUAAAUCUGCAGAUACUCCAGUUGAGGUCAACAAUAAUCUGGUAAACUCAGCAGACGACGUACCAGUGAACAAGGAGAGAUAUCAACGUCUUGUAAGGAAGCUGAUAUAUCUCUCACACACUAGACCUGAUAUUUCAUAUGCUGUGAGUUUGGUAAACGAGUUUAUGCAAGCCCCGUGUGAAAGACACAUGGAAGCUAUUAACCGGAUUCAAAGAUAUCUAAAGUCAACACCUGGGAAGGGCUUGAUGUUCAGGAAAAAUGAUAGAAGAUGCAUAGAAUCCUACACUGACUCAGACUGGGCUGGUUCCGCUAAUGACAAUAAAUCAACCUCGGGGUAUUGUACCUUAGUAUGCGGAAACUUCGUUACAUGGAGGAGUAAGAAACAGGGUGUCGUGGCUAGAAGUAGUGCCAAAGCUGAAUACAGAGCUAUGAGCUUGGGUAUCUGUGAGGAAAUUUGGUUGAAGAAUGUAUUAGUAGAUCUUCUCAAGAGAGUCUUGACCAAUUGA